UUCAUUAUCGAAGCCGUCAGGCAGAUCAGACUGAUUCAUUUAGUUUCUAAACGUUUCUAUCUGAUCUUCUCAACCCAACUUCUCAGCUGUCUUCGCCGUUUAUUUUUAGGUUAAAUUCUAAAAUAAAUUCUGAAAGCUGUGGUCGUACAUUCAUGGUUAUGAAACAAUAAGAGGAUCUCCGUCGCCCACGGAGCGCCAAAUCGAACUGAACCAUGUCAGGCGACGUACAACCAAGGAAACGCAAAGAUAAAAAGAAAAAAAAAGAUGAGUUAGGUGUAGAGGAGCCACGAGGGACAGCUGCUGCGCUAGGGGACGGCGAUGUGUUUAUCCAUUCCCAGCAUGAUCAUGGCACUGGAGGCCACUGGUGUGCAAAAAUCAUAUUCUUCUCAUUGCUUGCUGUACUGGUCACCCUUAUUGGAUUAAUUAUACUGGAAAAUAGAGGACUAACUGAAUUGGAAGCAAAUUCUGUAGAGUCACGAUAUUCGGGUGUUCUGGAGGGCUGGCUAGAAGAUGCACCAGAUGAUGAUCAUCAUGAUGCACAUACUCUAGAACUGAACCAUCCUGAUGAUGAUGAAGAUGACCAUGGACAUGAUGAUAAUAAUGAAGAACUUGAACAUGAUCAAGAUGAACAUGAUGAAGAAGAUGAACAUGAUGAAGAAGAUGAACAUGAUGAGGAAGGUGAUAGUGAUGAUGACCAUAAUGAAGAAGAAGAUGAACUAGAUCAGAGUGAGAAUGAUGAUGAUGAAGAUAGUACUGAAGAGCGAGAUGUUGCAGACAGCCAAGAAGAUAAUUAUGAGGAUGACCAAGAAGAAGACCACCAAAGAAAGUACUAUGACGACGAAGGCACCGAAAAUGACGAUGUUGAGAAUGAUGAUGAUGAACUGCAGCAAGUUGAUGAUAGUGAAGAAGCUAAUAAAGGCAUUCAAGCUGACGGCAGCAACGAAGAUUAUGGAAAUGAUAGUACGGAAAAUGAAAUUAAUGAGGAAAAUGAAUUGAAUAAUGAAAGUGAAGAAGGCACUUCUCAGGGCGAAGAACAUGCAGCUGUUGAUGAGGAUGAGGAAGAACACGACGAAGAAGACGAAGAAGAUACAGAAGUAGAAAUAGAAAGGAUUGAGAAAGAAAUCGAUUUAGAACCGAUAUCGACUGAACUACCCGCUCUACCUGAAGAGAACGACGAUGAUAAUGAUAAAGAAGAAGAAGAGUCUACCGAAGAAGAGGCCCAUGAGACGGAGGACGACGGCGUGGCUCCUGAAGACUUGGACGAUGACUUCUUGGAAGACGACACUGAUGAACCGCCCAUUGAACGCAUCACCGCUCCAGUAGGGAAGCCUUUAAUUGAAGUGGAAGAGGAAGACUCCUCCGAGAAGCCUCCAGACACGCUCGCCGACGAGGAGGAAUACGAGAAACAACAGGAGGAGAAGAAACGCGAGGAGGAAAAGGCGUCGACCCACAUGUGGCUGAAGCUGUUUGUGGGCGGCGCGCUGCUGGUCGCCACACACGCGGUCGUACGCCGAGCCACUGCGCCGCGCGACACGCCAGCCGAAGAAGAAAGAAGUGAUAGAGAAGAAACACCUGUUGUAGAUCGUCGAAUGACGUUGAUUCCCGAGGAACUCGUCUCCGUUCCAAGAAUCCCUGUGUCACAAGAUAUAAAUAUCCAAAAAGCUCCGGUAAUAACACAACAAACUCCGCCACAGGAGGAAGACUAUGGGGAAGAUGAUGAAGAUACACAAAUCGAAGAUGAGGAAAUCGAGGUUGUACCGUCUGCUCUAGAUACUGAAGAUAAAGAAUUGUAUAGUGAUGAAGAAGUUGAGGAAAAAGAUAUUGAAGUAAAGAAGGAAGUUCCAAAAUUGAGCGCUCCGAAACCGGAGGAGAAGGUCGAUGAACCUGAACCAGAGCCUGAAGAUGACGACCCUGAUGAUGUGGAGAUAAUCGAUGACGAGCAACUCGAGGAAGAAGUCGAAGAGGAUGAAGAUGAAGAAGAAAUAUCGGAUGUCGAUGAUGCAGAACUGUUGAGUCGAUUGGAAGCAAAGUACGGCCGUCUGCCCGAGCCCGAGAGGCCUGGACAAAAACCUAAAGAUGGCGGUAACAGCGUCGUAGAAGACGAAUGGCCGGGCGAGCCCAGCGAUGCGUUCUGGAGACAGGAGCUAGACUCCGCGGAAGACGACCUCCGCCGGGGAUCGUGGGCGGCGGCGGCGGCGCGGGCGUCGGCCCCCGAGCUGCGAGGCAGCGGCCGCGCGCGAUGGCUCCGCGCCCGGGCCGCAGACCUCACAGCCGAGGCCCGCCGGGACAACAAGCAGCUUGGCCUCGCCAUCGCAGCCUACCUCGACUUGCUCAAAAUGAAUGACAACCUCUCCGAUGACAAAUUGAGACAAGUGUCCGCGAGGGCGCUCGACCGGAUCAUAUUUAGAGGAAAUUAUUUGAGUGCUGAACCAGUAUAUAGAUUACUGAUACGACGGUUUCCAGAUGAAGUUGCCUAUCGAAAUAAUCUAACGAUUUCGCUCCUUAUGGCUAACAGGGCUGAUCUAGCAGAGGAGAUACUCAAAGAAACCCUUAAAAGGUGGCCAAACGACCGAGUCGCUUUAGCACACUACGGAUUCGUUAUGAAAACCCUGAGAAACCGCCUGGAAGAAGCCGUGGAGGCAUUCCAGAAGGCUUUAGAAGACGACUCGGGACCCGCCAACGAGCCACGAUUUUAUUACCACUUAGGCGACGCAUUAUUGUUAUUGGGAAGACCGGCCGAAGCUCACGAAGUUCAUAAAAGAGGAGCAAAGUUAGGACAUUUCUUAUCUCCGGCGCAACGCUCACUGUACAACGUGCCGCGGCUGAAGAGUCGGGCGUGGUGGAACAUCGACGAAACGCCAUACGCGAAACUGGCGAACGCUUUAGAGAAAAAUUGGAAAGAGAUCUUAAAAGAAGGGGAAGCGGCUAAAGCUCUUUACGAGAAAGAGAAAGAGGGAUUGAAAGAGCGAGGCGAUUGGUCGCAGCUAGAUUUAUUUGCGCGGGGGCAAGAGAUACCUAAUAGAUGUAAAAAUGCUCCGGUGACUUGUUCCAUAGUGCGGUCUGAACCCGCGGCGGUAGGCUGUCGCCGGGGACAAAUCAAGUUCAGCGCCAUGGUGGCGGGCACGCACGUCCGGCCGCACGUAGGGCCCACCAACUGCAGGCUCAGAAUGCAUUUAGCUCUCAGCAAUACCAGAAAUACCUUUAUAAGAGUGGACCAAACUGUCAGGCAAUGGCAAACAGGCAAGGUGUUCAUGUUCGACGACAGCUUUGAGCACGAAGUGUGGCACAACGGCACAGGCACCCGCCUGGUGCUAAUCGUGGACGUGUGGCACCCAGACCUCACGCGGGCGGAGCGCCGGCAACUGCCUGCCAUAUGACGCAUGCGGCUAAUGAAUUUGUUACUUAAUCAAACUUAAGUGUUAUGAUUUGUGCAUGUGCGAGUGUAAGUGCAAGUGUUAUGAACUAAUCAGUGCCUGUCCAGAUCGUGUACUUUUAUCAAUAAUCAAAAUGCGAACCGAGCUGUCGGCUGUACAUCUAUCGGCAAACUGUUCGCCUUGGCGGCCUCAAAGUACAUUGCUCAAAGUAAUGCAUUGAGUUAAUAGUGAAAUUGAUAAAAAUAGGUGCUAAAUAAGCUUUUUUUUGUAUUUCCUGUUAAUUAAUAAUGUGUACUGAGGCAACUUUAAUCGUUAAGAUUGUCAUCAUUAUUUUUUUCUUUUUGUUGAUUUAUGCGUGUCAUGAGUGUAGUAUUGUCAUAGCAUUUGUGCUAAGUUGCCCUCCUAUUAUUACAUAUACUGCAUGCAUAUACUGCAUGGUUGACGUUACUUAUUUAAUCAAUUGAAUAUCAUCAACACAUUUUAUCAAUAUGUAGUUUAUAAUAUAAUCUAUUGCAUUUGAGUUUAACAGCAUCAGAACUUUUGGUUAAAAUAUUUAUUUGUGAUAUAUGUAGGUAUUUGGAAUUGUUAUGAUCGAAAUCAUGUCGGAGUGUAACUUUAAGAAUUAUUGUUAUCUAAAUACAGUCUUAAUACUCA
Molecule: messenger RNA, 4028 nt
Organism: Plodia interpunctella (Indianmeal moth)
Lineage: Eukaryota; Metazoa; Arthropoda; Insecta; Lepidoptera; Pyralidae
Gene: Asph
Product: Aspartyl beta-hydroxylase
Exons: 18
Coding region: 213-3377 (1054 amino acids)
Biological process (GO): peptidyl-aspartic acid hydroxylation
Cellular component (GO): endoplasmic reticulum
Molecular function (GO): peptidyl-aspartic acid 3-dioxygenase activity; protein binding
Source: RefSeq, a predicted model, not a curated record